AGUGUGCAGCGCUUUGAAUAAGAAGAUCGUAUGCGUCCAGAUAAGUUAAAUGACGUUUGAGAAAUUGAAAUGUUAUUCAGAACUCUAAAUAUCCUUCCACAGGAGGCUGCCAUUUUAAAGUUUGAGGCCAAGGCAACGACGAUCAAGGAAGCGAUUACGAAGUUUGAGGAGCAUGAUAAAUGUAAAGCAAAUGAAUCAAAGAAGGUCAUGCUGUUAGGUCUGAUACCACCCAUUGAAAAAAUGGAUGCAUCCCUGUCUACACUGGUAAACUGCGAACAUUUAUCUCUGUCCACAAAUAUCAUUGAAAAGAUAGCAAACCUGAAUGGUUUGAAAAAUCUCAAGGUACUGUCUCUUGCAAGGAAUAACAUCAAGUCGCUGACCGGUCUAGAAGCUGUUGGGGACACCCUAGAAGAGCUGUGGAUCUCGUACAACAACAUAGAGAAGCUGAAGGGCAUCAAUGUCCUCAAGAAACUCAAGGUCCUGUACAUCAGAGUGAACAAUGUGAAAGACAUGUCUGAGUUCUCCAAACUGGUUGAUCUUCCAAACAUGAAGGAGCUGGGGUUUGUUGGCAACCCGCUGGCAGAUUCCCUGAUGGAGAGUGGCCAGGAGGUGUACACAGAGACCAUCACCAAGAAGCUGCCCAAGCUAAAGCGGCUCGAUGGUUUCACUGUGAUUCGACAGGAUGAAGAGGAGGAGGAGGCUUAAGAAUGAUACAUUUGUUUGUGAGCUCUGUUAAUGAUUUGAAGCUCGUAGUUGUCCAGUUACUGCAUACCAAAUCAAAUGGACAAUUUGAUGUGGAGCUUUUUCUUAUCAAGUUAUGUGCUCAUCAUUGGACAUUUCUUGUACUUAUACAUUCACAAUCUGCAACCAUCAACUUUAAUAAUCAACAUUAUGCAGAUCUAUUUUCAUUAUUACAGUUUGAAGGAGUAUACUGGAGUCAUUAAGUUGGUUGAUUGAUUAGUUGGUCACUUUGCAUAACUUUUCCUUCAAUUUAUUACGAUAAUCAAUUUAACUUCUAUUUUUAUUUUUUUAUUCAUAAGGAAUUAAAAUGAAGAGCCUAUUUUUCCCCCUUUAAAACUUCUCACUAUUUGUAUUCAUAAGGAAUAAAAGUGAAGACCCAAUUUUUUCCCCUUUACAAAAUGGCAGACUGACAACCAUCUUGGAUAUAUUUGUCCUUGAACUGCUUCAAUAUUUACAUGAAACUUCCAACCUUUUUACACAAACCCACCUGGCUACUGUCAUGGCAAUAUUAUCACAUAGAAAGUUAAAUAUUCAGCACUUGUAAGUACAAACCUCUGAAGUUGUGUCGGAUCAGUAUGAAAGCUUAUUGAUCACCAUCGGCUUGAUUUUUUUGCAUUGAAAAACACUUAAUUUUAUGUGCAAACUUGUUUUCAUUCCCAGAGCAAAUAUAUGCAGAAUGAUCUUUGAAAACCAGUAUUCACUUAAAUUUUACGACUUGAGCAUUUACCAUGAAUACGUACAUGUAAUGCGUUUCAUAACCUUUUUGCACACCUUAAUUGAGAAUAACCUUAAAUAUAAAAAUGUUUUAAAUAACCUAUUUCACAACUUUUGGCACACUAUUGCAUGUUUUGAGUGGGGAAAAUUAAAAAAAAUGCAUAUCAAUGUAAAUACUUCAAUUCUACUUGCCACCUGUA
Molecule: messenger RNA, 1655 nt
Organism: Dreissena polymorpha
Lineage: Eukaryota; Metazoa; Mollusca; Bivalvia; Myida; Dreissenidae
Product: dynein axonemal light chain 1-like
Exons: 9
Coding region: 70-705 (211 amino acids)
Cellular component (GO): cytoplasm
Molecular function (GO): protein kinase binding
Source: RefSeq, a predicted model, not a curated record